Lodderomyces orthopsilosis Co 90-125 is the source of this 810-nucleotide messenger RNA. Its product is annotated as acetate uptake transporter family protein. Gene Ontology annotation, cellular component: plasma membrane. Bases 1 to 810 code for a protein of 269 amino acids. The transcript has a single exon. Lineage: Eukaryota; Fungi; Ascomycota; Pichiomycetes; Serinales; Debaryomycetaceae. The record is from RefSeq and is a predicted model, not a curated record. Gene Ontology annotation, molecular function: acetate transmembrane transporter activity.
AUGUCGUCAUCUUCUUCUCAAAAUUAUGAUAAACCAACUACUUCCCAUACAGAGGAACAUGACCAUCAUCAACACAAUUUUGUUUCAAGGAUACACAUUCAUGGUGAAGGUAAUGAGUUGGUCACAAUUGGGGGUCAUAGCUACUAUCGCCAUGAAUUGAUGUCAGCAUUUGGUGGUACUUUGAACCCAGGUGCUUCGCUUUAUCCCAAAGUCAAUAUGAAUCCUGCCCCCAUUGGUCUUUGUGGAUUUGCUUUAACUUGUUUUGUUUUAAGUUUAUUCAAUGCACGAGCUAUGGGUAUUACAAUUCCUAACGUUGUUGUUUCCUUAUCUUGUUUUUAUGGAGGUGUUGUACAGGUUUUGGCAGGUUUAUUUGAGUUUGCCACUGGUAAUACAUUUGCUUUUACUGCAUUAGUAUCAUAUGGGUCUUUUUGGAUAAGUUAUUCAUGUUUGUUCUUUGAACUGUUUGGUAUUGCUGCAGCUUAUGAAGGUACUGAUCAAUUUAAUAAUGCAGUAGGGCUAUUUUUAUUAGGUUGGGUUAUGUUUACAUUGAUAAUUGUAUUGAAUACCAUGAAAUCAACAGUGGCUUUUUUCUUGUUGUUUUUCUUUUUGGAAUUAACAUUUAUCUUGUUGUGUUGUGGAUCAUUCACUGGUAAAGUUGGAGUGACUCGUGCUGGUGGAGUGAUUGGUUUCAUAACGGCCAUUAUUGCUUGGUACAAUGCGUUUGCUGGUACAGCUACACGUUUCAACUCCUAUAUUGUUCCUCCUGUUGUUCCAUUACCGGUAGUAGAGCUUGGGAAAAAAGAACCAUAG